AAUAACGGUGUAGCUACAUUUUAAUUCCGGCUUUUAAUUUGUUUUUCACCGGGCCCGUGUCAUCAGUGCCGAUAAAACCAUUUCGCAAAUUAAACUUUGUAACAAAAACACCGUCCCGGAAGUCAUCCUCAAAAACGAUUCUUCCAAAUUGCCCCACGACAAAAAAACUUGUUUUUGCUGACACUUUAUUGCUGCAAUUAAUUGACAGAUAAGGUUGGGGGGUUUGGUGGAGUGUGUCUAAAAUCGAUAAAUCGGCCACAAAUGCAUAGAUAAUUAAUCGCGUUGUUCGGUAGGAAGGAACGUGGAUAUAUUUGAGACAUAGUUGGCGGCGGGCAGUUCGUGAAGCCAGGCCGUGAGAUCAGCCGAUGAUUGAUUUUUGCGCGGGACUCGAACUGGUUUUCUCGAAAAUGAUGUGGCCGCUAUGGGAGGUUCUUCCAAACAAUGUCUACACCAGCCUGCUGCUCCUCACAGUUUCUAUCUACCUCGUCUACCGCUACCUCACCAGGAACCACACCUACUGGAAAGACCGCGGUGUACCCUUCGAGGAGCCCGUUUUCCUAGCUGGCAACCUCUGGGACGUCUUCACGGGCAAGCGGCAGAUAGGAAAGCACCUGGGGCACCUCUACAGCAAGUACCCUCGCGACACGCCCUACUUCGGCAUCUACAUCAUGGGCCGGCCGUACCUAGUGCUCAGGAACCCGGAGAUCAUCAAGAGCGUCACCAUCCGCGACUUCAGCAACUUCGAUGAUAGAACAUUCGCGUGUGAUGUCAACGCCGACCCCAUGACUGGGAACAGUCUCUUCAUAAUGCGUAACCCGGACUGGAAGAACAUCAGGAACAAGCUAACGCCCAUCUUCACGUCGGGCAAGCUGAAGAUGAUGAUCAACAUCAUGAAGAAGUGCUCCAAGGAGAUGCAGACCUACUUGGGCGGCUUCGACGGGCAGGUGGUAGAGGUGAAGGAGGUCGCUGCGAAAUACAUGACGGACCUUGUGGCUUCGUGCUUCUUCGGAUUGGAGACCAAUUCGUUCCAGGGAGAGGAUACCGAGUUUAGGAAGGCCAGCAGGGAGAUGUUCGAGCUGUCGCCUAUGGGAUCCUUCAGUCUGUUUUCCUACUUUUUCGUGCCAGAUUUCGUGUCUUGGUUCAAACUGAAGCUGAUCGAUACGACGUUCUUGAGGAAUGUGUUUCUCAACACGCUGCAGUACAGAGAGAGGACGAAGACGAGGAGGAAUGAUUUCGUGGAUUUGCUUCUGCAGCUGAGGGAUAAUGUGAUCGAAUCCAAUGAUAAAGGAACUAUUUUUGAUACAGACCGAAUGGUGUCACAGGCGAUAACAUUUUUUAUAGCAGGAUUCGAAACUACUAGCAACGCCUUAGCUUUUGCCUUGUACGAACUUUGCAUCAGAACGGACUGCCAAGAAAAACUGAGGCAGGAAAUCUCAGAGAAUCUUGAAAGCGAUGAUGACAUAACAUUUGAGUCCGUUCAAAAGCUGGAAUAUUUGGAUAUGGUGUUCUCCGAAACUCUGAGGAGAUACCCUUUCGGUCCGUUCCUGAACCGCAAGUGUAAAGAGGAAUACGUCAUCAAGGAAACCGGUCUUGUUAUAGAAAAAGGAACACCGAUCCUGGUACCUCUGGAUGGUCUGCAUUUCGAUCCAGAAUAUUAUUCCGAGCCAGAAAAAUUCGAACCCGAAAGGUUCGCCAACGGAAGGAAGCUGCAACUGUCGCAAUCUUGCGUUUACAUGCCAUUCGGAAUGGGGCCCAGGAAUUGUAUAGGUGAUCGAUUCGGACUGAUCUGUGCCAAGGUGGGCUUAGUCUACUUCUUGAAGAAAUACAGAGUGGAAAGUUGCAAAGAAACACCUACUCCCUUAAUUUUGGACCCGAAAUCUCCUUUCAUGUUGCCAAUCAAUGGACUCAAAAUGGUGGUCACCAAAGUGUGAAACUAUUAUUGACGUAAAUUUUAGGAAAUAAGUUCGACUCUGGAUCUGCCACGAAUGAAUGAGAAAUAUUUCACUUCGGAAUGUUGGAUGCACAAAUUACUUGAUAUGAGUACUUUUGAUGUGCCGGUAAUUAAGAUAUAGAAGAAUUGUAUUUUGUUAUUAAUUCUUUUAGUGCUAGUAGACUACUUAUUUAUACUUAUAAGAGAACAAUCGUGCAUGUCUAUAAUUUUCGAUCAAGCAAUAGCUUUAGUUAAAUUUCGUUAUUAAAUAAAAAUGUACAGUUAGA
Messenger RNA from Leptinotarsa decemlineata (Colorado potato beetle), 2217 nucleotides. RefSeq lists its product as uncharacterized. Gene Ontology annotation, molecular function: monooxygenase activity; oxidoreductase activity, acting on paired donors, with incorporation or reduction of molecular oxygen; heme binding. Lineage: Eukaryota; Metazoa; Arthropoda; Insecta; Coleoptera; Chrysomelidae. The record is from RefSeq and is a predicted model, not a curated record.